AUAUUUGAAGCAUCAUGCUUUUAAACAUUUGUAGAGUAAAUAUGGGCAUUAAUGGAGCGACAAUCGAUAUCUGUUCAACAAACGUGAAUCGGUAAGGUAACAGGUACAUAUAAAUAAUUGCGACAAACAUAGUGGGAUCGGUUCUCGCAGGUGACCGGCGGCACGAACCCGCUGCCACGCCGCCUUCCUUAUUGAAUUGAAUUGUUACCCAACGUUGGCUAGGUAGGUACAGUCACUACAACGUAUAGUGAGCCUUGUAGGUAUUUUAGAGCCGCAACCUUAUCGAUCUAAUAAAUAUCUACUAUCUAUUCUAGCGCUUCCUCCUCCAAAUUCAACAACUACAACAAUCUUACGCUAGGCCAAUAUACUAUAAUAUACCUUACUCUUAUAUUAUUACCCGAUUUUCCAAGUACCCAUAGGUACUUUAGUCUUGCAAUCAUGGCUCCCAGAAAGAUCAUUAUAGACACCGAUCCAGGCGCCGACGAUGUCAUGGCCAUACUAUUGGCUCUAGCUUCCUCGCCCGAAGAGCUAGAGGUGGUGCUAAUCUCGGUAACAUACGGUAAUGUAGCUUUGGAUAGCUGCCUUCGAAACGUGGUUGGCAUGUUCAAAGUCCUGUAUCACGAGAUGGAGUGGCGUAAGUCCCAAGGGAAACCACUAGGGUUCGAGGCUUUGCGAACGUAUAAACCGAUCGUGGCUGUCGGCCCCGAGCAUGCUCUAGAGGAAGAAUUCCUAAUGGCAGAUAAUUUCCAUGGUUCCGAUGGUUUGCAUGGCGUUCACGAAGCGCACCCUCAUUUAUCACCGGCCGACACCUGGAAAGCCCUGUUCAAGGAAGGGCUUCCAAACGGGGCCGAAGAACAGGAACACCCUUAUCUCCAGUACUUCAAGCCGUCGAAAACACCGGCCCACCGAGAGAUACUCCGAAUCUUGAGGGAGGAGCCAGCCGACACAAUCUCGAUCUGUGCCGUUGGUCCAUUGACAAACCUGGCAUUAGCCGCUUCGGAGGACCCCGAAACCUUCCUUAGAGUAAAGGAAGUGGCUGUAAUGGGUGGAGCUGUAGAAUGUGAGGGUAAUGUUACCCCGGUUGCCGAAUUCAACACCUAUGCCGAUGCGGUCGCUACUGCUCGUGUGUUUGCCUUGACGUCGCCAACACCAGCCUCAACCAUGCCUCCCGUGCCCAAGGAAAAGGGAACCCUGCCACCGUACCCAGAGAAGCUCUCUAAGCAACUGGACUUGAGGUUAUUUCCACUUGACAUAACCACGCCCCACCUCCUGAACAUGGGCUACUUCCUAGAGACGAUUGAGCCGCAGCUCUCGGCGGGCAGCCCCCUGGGUACAUGGGUCAACACUUUCAUGGGUGGCAUCUUCCGCCAAAUCGUCUCGAUGAUUGGUAACGAGGUGGAGCCAGGAUUGUCCCUCCACGACCCAUUGACCAUCUGGUACAUGCUCUCGCAAUCGGAUCCGGCCUGGAAGCUAGCCAAGGGUGCACCAGAGGACAUUCGAAUCGAGACUUCGGGACAAUGGACCCAUGGAAUGCAUGUCUCGGAUCGUCGUGGUCGAACCCGGCCCGAUGGUAUCACUACUUCUGAGGUUCCAGGAGACCAUGAUGGCUGGUUGAGCUUGAAGAGGGGCAACAGAAUAAAUAGACUAGUAAGCAGCCCAGGUGAAAUGGCGUUUGCGCCGUUGCUUAUGGAGCGUUUAUUCGGAUAAGGGGGUGUUUAAGAAGUAGAAGGAGAUGAUCACAUGUAUCAUAUAUAGAUGGUAGAUAUGAGGCGAAGAGGAGGACAAUAUAGGUGUCAGCAAGAAUGCAAACGUGGUAUCAUCAAGGCAAAAGCAUACCCUAUAUGAAGAAAGCCUUUGGGAUAUUUUCUCCCCUUUAUGCAAAUGCAAAUAAUAUCCCACCCACGCCCUCAAACGCCGUUUGUACCAACCCUCAAUUAAUUUUCUAGACCUAGCUGUCCAUUGGGAUCCCAGUCGUUUGUUUAUACGUGCUUUAUUCCUCCAAUUGCCGAACCCUUCACCUCUUGCCAGUUGAUGCUCUCGUCGAGCGGCUCGUCCACCAGGCCUACCACGCAAACGUUGUCGCCUCGCACAAGGUACAGGCCAAGUGGGACUUCCGUCGAGGGCUCCGGGUCAUCGGUUGUUCGAAUAACGCGUUCGACUGCCUGUGCCAGAACCUAGAUAGAUUGGUCAUCUGGUCGCAACUUAACAGGUUUCCCACCAAGGUUCGCGAGUCGGCCGUGAUUAUCAGCACCUUUUCUACGAGGCU
Molecule: messenger RNA, 2266 nt
Organism: Hypoxylon fragiforme
Lineage: Eukaryota; Fungi; Ascomycota; Sordariomycetes; Xylariales; Hypoxylaceae
Product: nucleoside hydrolase
Exons: 6
Coding region: 439-1707 (422 amino acids)
Biological process (GO): purine nucleoside catabolic process
Cellular component (GO): cytosol
Molecular function (GO): purine nucleosidase activity
Source: RefSeq, a predicted model, not a curated record